Molecule: messenger RNA, 822 nt
Organism: Fusarium falciforme
Lineage: Eukaryota; Fungi; Ascomycota; Sordariomycetes; Hypocreales; Nectriaceae
Exons: 1
Coding region: 1-822 (273 amino acids)
Source: RefSeq, a predicted model, not a curated record
AUGUAUCUACGCUCCACUGCCGACGCCCUGGUCGCGGAAUUUGUCAAAGGCGUGCCAAGCAUAGGCCUGCCCACUAUCACAGGGUCCUUGACCGCUGUUCCCGGCCCAACCGAGCGACAAUCCUACAGUCUUGAUGCUACUACCACCAAGUCUAUUAUUGCCGCUUGCAAGAAACGUGGUCUCAGUGUCCCCAGUGCUGUUCAUGCUGCCUUGGUUCGCGUCACAGCGACUUAUCCACAGCAUCCGCUCGCUAAAAGCUACGCCGCCUUUUUCCCGACUGAUCUACGCCCAUACCUUUCUUCACCUUACAAUGGAGAAGCUUUUGCGGUUGGCAUGUUCUGUAGUGGUCUCCCAGUCACCGUUCCAAACGUUUUGAGCCGGUCAUUCGACGCUAUCGCAGAGAUUCUCAAUAAUGUCUACAGAAGAGACCUGACGCGGAUGUGCACUAAUGAUGAGGGUAAGCCACAAGGCAUGUUGGAUCUCAUGGCACCUUAUGUCAGACGGACAACUAAACUCUUCAACACUGCCCCUCCUUGGGAACUGCCUCCAGUCCAGAACCCAGACUUGAGCAGUUUUGGCAAGGUCGAGCAGUAUUUGCAGCAUGAGUAUGCCUUUGGCCAAGGCGGUAAGGACAAGGUAGAGGUGGAUGGGUUUUGGAUUGGUACGGAGACACUUGCCCGGUCGCUGCAGUGCCAUGUGUGGACUUUUAAGGAUCAAUUGACCAUCCAAGGGUGCUUCAACACGAGCUUUUACGAUCGCAAGUUUGUUUCUGAAGUACUUGAGAAGGUGAAGGCGGAGUUGAUUGAGGGUCUUGGAGUUUAG